GGACGACGAGUCCAACAUGGGUACCGAUCGGAAAUUGAAAAAGAAGAGGUCUCCGGCUGAGUUCUCGUCGGAAGAUGAAGGGAAGAACAAAAGGCGUAGAAGUUCAGAAACAAAGAGUGAUAAGAAAGAGAGAGACUCCCAUAGGAAGCACAAAUCGCAUAAAUCUUCAAGUACUAAAGAAGGGAAGCACAAACACAAAAGUAAACACCACAAGCAUGAACGUCGUGUGAUAUCAAAUUUCAAGGAGCUUUCAGACGCUGAUUACUUCUCCAAGAACAAUGAAUUUGCCACAUGGCUCAAAGAUGAGAAAGACAUGUUCUUCUCAGAUCUUUCUUCAGAAUCUGCACGGCCACGAACAUCUCAUAAUUGGAAAAUCAAAGUGGAUACAAAAGGGCAUGACGUGUGCGGAUCAUCAUGCUUAAGAAGGAAGGAAGUUAACAUCAUUAAAUGUUAGCAUUAAAGUUGUGCAGACAAAAUUUUCAUUUAUGAGCGAAAUUAAGUACAAGGUUUUUAAUUUGUACAUCGUGUAUAAAGAGUUGUACAUCUAAUAAAAUAAUACUUUUGAUUUA
Molecule: messenger RNA, 569 nt
Organism: Lactuca virosa
Lineage: Eukaryota; Viridiplantae; Streptophyta; Magnoliopsida; Asterales; Asteraceae
Source: the annotation of a GenBank genome assembly